This is a messenger RNA of Aegilops tauschii subsp. strangulata, 1693 nucleotides long. Its product is annotated as putative F-box protein At1g32420. Lineage: Eukaryota; Viridiplantae; Streptophyta; Magnoliopsida; Poales; Poaceae. The record is from RefSeq and is a predicted model, not a curated record. Gene Ontology annotation, molecular function: protein binding.
GGCUAGGCCUGGCCCGUACCGCGGCGAUGUAGGCGAGUCCGUGCUCCCCCCCAAGCCCUCGACCACUGCAGUGGCCGCUUUCCCCCCUCCGCCCUCCUCGUCCACGGCGCUCGCCCCGCCGCCAGGCUGCUCGCCGCCGUCGCUCUCGCCGACGGUGAUGUCGUCUUCGGAGCUGCGCCUGCGCCCCGCCACCCCCUUCUCCGGCGACCUUCCCGCGGACGAGCUGUACGAGGUCCUCCUUCGCCUCCCGGCCAAGGAGCUCUGCCGCCUCCGCGCUGUCUGCCCCGCCUGGCGCGCCCUCACCUCCGACCCGCUCUUCAUCGCGGCGCACAAGUCCCGCCACCGCACGGCGCCCCCGCUCCUCGCCAUGGCCUACCGCGACGACAGUGGGGUCAACGGCGUUGAGAUUUCGGAUUUGUCGGGCAAUGUGGUGAAGCGGAUACCAGGCCCCGGGUAUGAAAUUGUUCCGGUGGACGGGUUGUCAGGGGUUGCCGGCGGGCGGAAGUCAAGCAAGGACGAUACCAUCCGUGUUGCGCGCGCGCGGCUUGACCUCGUCUGUUUCAACUGGAGUUUCUGCCCUGGGGUCUUCUGGGUGCUGAACCCGGCUACCGGAGAUACCAUCACCUUGCCGAGGGGCUUCUCGGAGGAAUUGUCGCAUGAGCUAGAGGUAAAGGGGAUAAAGGAAUGGUGUUGCCGAGUCAAGUCCUGUGCUUUUGGGCAGGUCUCCUCUACCAGAGAGUACAAGGUGCUCCGCGUCUCUGAAAUUGGUGACCGAAAGGUAAGUGAGGUUAUCACCUUUGAUGACACCAACCAUGGAAGCUGGAGGAGAAAGCAGGACCCUCCGUCGUGCCUUAUCUCUCCCUGUCACAAGAUAUUGAGGAGAUGUGUGGUCGUUGAUGGGGUGGUGUACUUCUUGAUGGACUUCUCCUCGACAUACUUUGAAACUGGGGUUAUAACCAUUGAGCCUGGUAGCGUAGCUUCGUUCAACCUCGAGACAGAGGAGUGGGGUGUUCUACGUGGUCCAGAAGAUGUGCAGAGGUUUGUGCAAGAGAACUACAUUUCCGAUUACUUAGAACUUGAACCCGAGUUAUCAUUGGCUGAGUUGAACGGCUGCUUAGUUAUGGUUCAUAAUACCCAUAAAACAUCUAUGGACUUGUGGUUUUUGACAGAUUUUGAGAAAGAUAUCUGGGUUAAGAAAUACAGCAUGCCUUCAUCACAUGUUGCUAGGUUUGGGUAUCCUUUUCUGAUGUUAGAUGAUGGGACAAUUUUCUUUACUCGGUCGGAUUAUCUGCAAAGUUUAGUUGGUGCUGAGGGAUUUCUGCAAGGUUAUAAUCCAAGAAAUGGCACUUAUGCUGAUGCUCUAAAACUGAGAGAUUCCGAAUCCAUUGGCAUUUACACAGGAAGCCUGCUGAGUUUAUAGAGUAGAUGUCACUAAUGAGGUGAAUAAUGCAUCGUACUGGCUGUUUAGCUUAUGUAGUAAAUGUGAACAAUUAGUGAGACAAUGUACUUUUGUGCCUUCAACGUAUAUUAUGUUAAUCUCCGAUACAUUUUGUAUGAGAAGGUUUGCAGUUGUUGUUCGUUCCAUUUUGUAUGGCAGUUUCAGGAGUUUGGUCAAUGAGUUGCUAUAUUGCUGUAUGCUUAUAGCAGUCAGUUUGUAAUAAACAAGCUUUUAAUGUGGUGUUUCAAAACAUAA